UUUCCCAGCCGGAACGUAAUAGGCGCGCGCUCGGGCAGAGCAAGCGGCGUGUCAGUGGUAAACAGAGUUUACGAUUAAACAAGUUGAUCAAAUCGCGAAUAAACCCGAUUUAAAGGAGGAAACAUGGCGAAUCAAAGCCAGUUGUGCUCGGUGUGGGUGGGAUCAGAAACGGGAAUACUAAAAGGUGUUAGUCUCAGUAAGAAACGCGCCUUUAACUUCUGCGACAUGAGCAGCAUAAGUAGAGAGCACGGGAUCUGCGCGCUAGCGUGGGGAGACGAGAACGAGAGCGAGGUGUUAGUGGGGUGUGUAAAUGGUACAGUGAAGACAUUCAGUAUAGAGAAGGGCAUUUUCAUUGACAGUCGAUCAUGUGGGGAUUUCUCCCAGGGCCAAUUCACUGGCAUUGCUGUUACUCCAAGUUCUUUGAUCACCUGUGUGGAGUCAGGGUUGCUAAGUGUGUGGACAGAGGGCAGCACUGAUAAAUUGGAGAUAAAUGUUGGAAAGGGAGUUUGCCGGAUGCGACAGAACCCAGCACGGCGCAACUGUGUUGCCACAGGAGGGAAGGAGAACCCACUGAAAGUGUGGGACCUGGAGAGGCCUGAUAAAGCCUUGUUUACUGCCAAGAACGUUGCUAAUGACUGGCUGGAUCUGCGUGUGCCUGUGUGGGUGAGAGACAUGGCCUUCAUCCCAGACUCUGAGAAGAUUGUCACAUGCACAGGAUAUCACCAGGUACGGGUGUAUGACCCUUUGACGCCUCAGCGGCGGCCGGUUCUGGAGGCGGAGUUUGGGGAGUAUCCCCUUACGGCGUUGUCACUUCCUGCUGGACAUGACCGAGUGGUGGUGGGAAACACACAUGGGCAGAUUGCCAUACUGGACCUACGCAAAGGGCUGGUACGUGGGUGUGUAAAGGGUUUAGCGGGCAGUGUGCGGGGGCUGGAGUGUCACGCCUCCUCUCCGCUGCUAGCCUCCUGUGGACUCGACCGCUUUCUCAGAAUACACAGCCUGGAGGACAGAUCUACACGGCACAAGGUCUACCUGAAGUCUCAGCUGAACUGUGUUCUGCUCUCCAGCAAAGACCUGGAGCUGCUUAGAGAGGUGGAUACUGGGGAGGUGGAGGACGUGAAUGAGAAGGAGAUUGAUGAAGUUUGGGAUGUCAUGGAGACAGUGAGUGAGAAAGGAGACAAGAGAGCUGUGCUGGAGGAAGAGGAAGAAGAUUCUGAAGAAACUGUAGAGACCAAGGACAAAAAGAAGAAGCGAAGGAAGACAAAGAAGUGAUUUAAACUGGAACUUUUCUGUUCGUUGAUGUUUAAAGAAUUUUAUGAUAAAAUAAAAUUUCACUCCUUGUUUAUAGA
This is a messenger RNA of Astyanax mexicanus (Mexican tetra), 1349 nucleotides long. RefSeq names its product WD repeat domain 74 (gene wdr74). Lineage: Eukaryota; Metazoa; Chordata; Actinopteri; Characiformes; Acestrorhamphidae. The transcript has 10 exons. Bases 124 to 1272 code for a protein of 382 amino acids. Gene Ontology annotation, cellular component: preribosome, large subunit precursor; nucleolus. The record is from RefSeq and is a predicted model, not a curated record. Gene Ontology annotation, biological process: ribosomal large subunit biogenesis. Gene Ontology annotation, molecular function: protein binding.